This is a messenger RNA of Botrytis byssoidea, 510 nucleotides long. RefSeq lists its product as uncharacterized. Bases 1 to 510 code for a protein of 169 amino acids. The transcript is spliced from 2 exons. The record is from RefSeq and is a predicted model, not a curated record. NCBI's taxonomy places the organism in Eukaryota, Fungi, Ascomycota, Leotiomycetes, Helotiales, Sclerotiniaceae.
AUGGCUCGAGGAAACACAAGAAUGGAGAUUUUGGUCUUUAGUGCUGUGCGGAACAUCAAGCGGGGGGAAGAAUUGACUACACUCUACCAAGCACCUCUUGGUGCCACCCUCGCUCGCAGAAAGUUUUUAUCAUCUAAAUAUGGAUUUAUAUGUAUGUUCAGGGCUUGUAUAAACAAUAAAGUCCUCAACCUACAUAGUGAGAGUUUGAAAUAUGCUCCUUGGAUUGUUGCCAAAGAAAGUGGCUCUGAGAUUCUCAAUAAGCCAACUUUGGAGGAGAUUCAAACUUUGAAGCAGGUCGAAGGCUGGUAUGAGAGUGUCUCUCAAGCAGCAGGAAAGGCCGGACAAUUGCACAUAUUUGACGAUUUUUUGCGAAAGAACAAUCCUCAUGGAUUGAGCGAUGAAGUUGUUUCUGCCUACCAACACCGAGCAAAUGUCGCAACUUUCAGAGCUGCAAAGCAAGUUUUCGACAACAUGGGGAGGGAGAUGGGAAUUUUUUCGGAAGAUUUCUGA